Molecule: messenger RNA, 1048 nt
Organism: Morone saxatilis (striped sea-bass)
Lineage: Eukaryota; Metazoa; Chordata; Actinopteri; Moronidae
Gene: lrrc39
Product: leucine rich repeat containing 39
Molecular function (GO): protein binding
Source: RefSeq, a predicted model, not a curated record
UGUGACUGUAUUGUGUCAGGAGGUCAUGUGACCUGGAGGCUAAAAUUAUCCAGCAGGUCUGAGGUCAGAUUUCAUCAGAGACGAAGUAUGGAGGACGUCUGCUGGACGGUCACAGGGAUGAUCAGAGGGAGGUCGCAGCUGCAGGUCAGAGGUCAGAGGUCAUCUUACCUGUCCACCUGUGUGCUGUGACAUCAUACAGCUGACAGGAAGUGGUCAUCAUGGUGGGCGUGGUGGUGUGCGGCUCCGUGAGCUCCAUCAAAGCUCUGUGGGAGACGAGGAUCAGGAGGAUCCAGGAUGAGGAGGAGGAGCAGAGGAGGAGGACGGCGAGGGGCGGAGCCACAGGCAGACUGAGUUUGGGGGUCUGGGAGGACCGGGCGGUUUUGGCCCGGCUCAAACAGAAGCUGCAGACUGAAGACGGACGCCUCGUCCUCCGGAUCGAACAGGAGGACUGGAAGUCUUUGCCGGGCUGUCUGGUCCAGCUCGGUCAGGUCCAGGAGUGGCAGAUCCACCGGACCGGGCUACAGAAGAUCCCUCACUUCAUCUCCAGCUUCCAGAACCUUCUAGUCCUUGAUCUGUCCCGCAACGGUGUCUCUGAGAUCCCCCAACAGAUUGGGAAGCUGACUAGGCUCAGAGAGCUCCUGCUGAGCUACAACCGGGUCCAGUUUGUUCCUGAGGAACUGAGCGGCUGUGAGAGUCUGGAGAGACUGGAGCUGGCCAUGAACCGGGACCUCAACGAGCUCCCAGACCAGUUGAGGAACCUGAAGAAGCUGCAGCACCUGGAUCUGUCCAUGAACGACUUCACCUGUGUGCCUGAAUGUGUGGUCGGACUGCCGGCGCUCGAGUGGCUCGACAUGGGAGGAAACCGACUGCAGCACCUACCUGAAGACAUUCACAGGAUGGAGAAGCUGCACACUCUGUGGCUGCAGAGGAACCAACUGGAGAGACUUCCAGACAACAUCAGCCGGAUGGUCAGUCUGGACACUCUGGUCCUCAGCAGCAACAGACUGAGAGAUAUCCCCCCACUGAUGGAGGACAUGUCCAACCUCAG